GGAAAGCCAUCACGACGUCGAGGCCCAAGGUCCACUCUCUGAACGGUAGAGGUCGCAUGGAGUCGGCGAGAUGGGCUUUAGCUGCCCCUGAAGUAAAGGCGUCCGACCCACUGGAGGUUCACGGAUUUGCCAGGCAGGGGAUCUUACAUCCACAUCACAACAGGAGCGUGAUUGAAGGGGUCGCUUACAGGAAGAUGGGGGACUCGGGAACCUGCAUCACUGAGAAGUCUUCCUCAGCACAGGAAACUCAGAACCAGUCAGGAGUCAUGGAAGCCAAACCCAAGCUCUACUACUUCUGUGGCAGGGGCAGGAUGGAGUCCACCCGAUGGCUGCUGGCUGCGGCUGGAGUGGAGUUUGAAGAAGAAUUUAUCGAGACAAGAGAACAAUAUGAAAAGUUGCAAAAGGAUGGAUGCCUGCUUUUUGACCAAGUACCUUUGGUUGAAAUUGAUGGGAUGAUGCUGACACAGACGAAAGCCAUCCACAGCUACCUCGCUGCCAAGUACAACUUGUACGGGAAAGACCUGAAGGAGAGAGUCAGGAUUGACAUGUAUGCUGAUGGCACCCAGGACCUGAUGUUAAUGAUUGCCCAGGCUCCAUUUAAACCCCCUCAGGAAAAAGAGGAGAGCUAUGCUUUUAUAGUGAAGAGAGCUAAAACCCGUUACUUCCCUGCCUUUGAGAAGAUUUUAAAGAACCACGGGGAGGCUUUUCUUGUUGGCAACCAGCUCAGCUGGGCAGACAUCCAGCUGCUAGAAGCCAUUUUGAUGGUGGAAGAACUCAACGAUUCUGUGCUGUCCGACUUCCCUCUGCUGCAGGCAUUCAAGACAAGAAUCAGCAACAUCCCCACCAUCAAGAAGUUCCUGCAGCCUGGAAGUCAGAGGAAGCCGCCUCCAGAUGCCCGCUAUGUGGAGGUGGUCAGGACCGUCCUGAAGUUCUAGGUUUUAAGGUGGCCGAAGCAAGGAUCCAGUCACAGCUUCACACAGGUCAGCUGCAGAACAUUCCAGAAGCAAGGUGUAGAUCCCAGGAGUAAGGGUCUCCAAAAGCCAAACCCACUCUGCCAUCGAUGCCGAUUAAAUACAGUGAAAAAUUA
Messenger RNA from Psammomys obesus (fat sand rat), 1087 nucleotides. Its product is annotated as glutathione S-transferase alpha-4. Gene Ontology annotation, molecular function: glutathione transferase activity. Lineage: Eukaryota; Metazoa; Chordata; Mammalia; Rodentia; Muridae. The transcript has 8 exons. Gene Ontology annotation, biological process: xenobiotic metabolic process; glutathione metabolic process. The record is from RefSeq and is a predicted model, not a curated record. Bases 57 to 935 code for a protein of 292 amino acids.